Amyelois transitella is the source of this 3134-nucleotide messenger RNA. RefSeq names its product sarcalumenin. Bases 183 to 2615 code for a protein of 810 amino acids. The record is from RefSeq and is a predicted model, not a curated record. Gene Ontology annotation, molecular function: GTP binding. The transcript has 11 exons. Lineage: Eukaryota; Metazoa; Arthropoda; Insecta; Lepidoptera; Pyralidae.
CGCACUUGGCACUCGUACCGGCCUGAAACUCGUGAGAGUCCGCGUGGGGAGCGCCUCGCCGCCGCGCCAGUACCCCUCCGACCAGCGAUGCUGUGCUGUCUCCGGAAAUAGAAUCUGUCGACCGGGUGCGCGAGUGUGAGUGCAAAUGACUUAUAGCCCGACAACGGGCUGAACUUAACAAAAUGUGGACCAAUAGAUGGCUAUGGAGGUUUAUGUUGUGCACGUUGCUGGCGGUGGCGACAUUGACGGCCGCAGCGGGAGCGGAAGACGAAGUACCUUCAGAAUCACAAUGCCGUCCAUACAUAGAAAAGGCUCUGAAGGAGUUGGAGUCAGGAGCUGAAUCAGAUUCUUCUGAAAAAAACGACAGUAGUGAAGUAAGUUUAAAUGACGAUACGACUGAGACACAAUCAGCAGAAGGUGGAGCUGAGGUGGAUAGCAAAGAAGACGAUGUGCCAUCUGUUGAAGUAGCAGAUGAGCCUUAUGUGGCUGAGAAUUCCUUAGACGAUACCGUUGAAAAUGUUGAUGAAAAUAACACGAAAGAAGAUGAUUCAGGAGAAGAUAAGGACGGGGAAAGUGGGGAGAAUAGCAAGAAUGAAGCCGACGGAGACAGCAAAGAAAAAGCAUCCGCUGAAGAUCAAACAGCCGAACAGGAAAGUGGAGAAGAAGAAAAAGACGGAGACAGCGAAAAUAAAGAAAGUCAAGCUAAUAACGAUGAUGAACAGGACGCCGAUAGUCGAGAAAAUGAUAAUGAAACAGCUGAAUCGAAGGAAGAAGAUGAUGAUCAAACACAUGAAGACAAUGGAUCUCAAGAAAAGGCUGAGUCUGGUGAAGAUAAAGAAGAUAAUGAAGACGGUGAUUCCAAAGAAAUAAAAGAUGAUGAUGAUUCUAAAGAAGGCGAUGAUACUAAAGAGGAUUUAGACUCUGGAGAACAAGAUAAAGAAAACUCCGAAGAAACAGACAAAGAAGAGUCAGGGGAAGAUGAAAAAGAGUCUGCCGAAGAAUCACCAGCUGACGGAGGGGUCGAAGAAAAAUCAGAGGAUGAACAGAAUGAGACUGAAGAAAGUGAGGAAGAUAAUAAACCUGAAGAAGAUGAAUCAGGUGAAGACGCCUUGCAGGAUAAAAACAGAGACGCUGAAACUACAAAAGAUGAAGAAGCUGAAGUAGAAGAAGAAUCUGAAUCACAAGAUACUGAAGCCCAAGUAUCCGAAGACACCGAAAGUACUGAGGAACAGUCUGAUGUAGGAGAACCUUCAGAAGAAGAAGGAACUCCCGAGGAAGAUCUCUUAAUUACGGGAGACAUUCCUGAAAACCUGAGAUCUCGUGAGCACAUUAAUCAAAUUCUAAGGCUAGAUGAAGAAGCCAGUGAAAGUGAAUUGCUAAUAGAAAAAUCGGCUGAAAUAAUACUCAGAGACUUAAAGAAACUUUAUGAAAACUCCAUUAAACCGCUAGAAACUUUGUACAAAUACAGAGAUUUAAGUAAUAGACAUUUCGGUGAUCCUGAAAUAUUUUCCAAGCCAUUAGUGCUCUUUAUGGGACCGUGGAGUGGAGGCAAAUCUAGUAUUGUAAAUUAUUUGACCGGCUUAGAAUUUACAGAAUGGUCUUUGAGGACUGGUGCGGAGCCAUCGCCUGCUUAUUUCAAUAUCCUUAUGCACGGGAAAAAUCCGGAAGUUUUAGAUGGAACUCAACUAGCAGCAGAUUGGACGUUUUCGGGCUUACAAAAAUUCGGGCAGGGUCUAGAAGAACGGCUGAGGGGUUUGAGACAUCCCAGCAAGAUUUUAGAAAAGGUGAACAUUGUAGAAAUCCCUGGAAUUCUUGAAGUACGAAAGCAGGUGUCUCGUGUUUUCCCCUUUAACGAUGCUUGCCAAUGGUUUAUCGACAGAGCCGAUAUAAUCUUUCUCGUUUAUGAUCCCUCCAAGUUGGAUGUUGGACCCGAAACUGAAGCUAUCCUUGAUCAAUUGAAAGGCAGAGAAUCACAGACACGCAUCGUCCUGAACAAGGCGGACACCGUAAAGCCAGAAGAGCUGAUGCGGGUACAAAGUGCAUUGAUUUGGAAUAUCUCGCCGUUGAUGAGUUCUGCGCAGCCACCUGUAAUGUACACAGUGUCGUUGUGGUCCAUGCCGUACGAGCCCAGCGCGCCGGUGCGUCUGCUGCAAGCCCAGGAGCGAGAGCUGCUGAGAGACUUGCGGCAGGCCGUUGACAAGCGCAUAGAGAAUAAGAUCGCUAGCGCUAGGAGGUUCGCGGUGCGUGUCAGAAAUCACGCGAAGAUGGUUGACUGCUACCUGACAACAUAUUACAACCACAAGACUAUCUUCGGCAACAGGAAGCUCAUAGCCGAUGCCAUCAUUGAAAAUCCUCAAAACUAUCACAUCUACGAGGGUCUCAGCACUCUCACUAACAUUUCCAGGUAUGACUUGCCGGAUCCCGAAACUUACCGGGACUUCUUCAGGUUGAACUCGCUAUACGAGUUCCAGCAACUGUCGGCAACCUGCACGUACUUCCGCGGCUGCCCUAUCACGCGGCUCGAUGUAGCCAUCGCCUACGACUUGCCCGAGCUCGUGGGCAAGUACAAGAAGAUGGUUGAGACCGCUACGCCCCAGGGCAUGCCUAAGAGUUGAUGUUCACGCGAACGAACGAACCCCACGCGCCACACUUAACACCCGCUUUUUUAAUUUUAGUCAAUUAAUUGGACUUAUUUUGGGCACAUUUUGCAUUUCUUAUCUAAUCGGGCGUCAAUGUUUUAUUUAAUUUUUUGUUACAAUCGCAUUUCUGUAUUUAUUUAUUUAUACUUUUGUAUUAUUUUGCUUGAAUACUCGCUUGUUCCUGUUUUUGUAAUAGAUGUUGUACGAAUGAUGGAAUAAAUGAUUUUCUUCGCGCGUUUAUUAGUGGUUAGAGAAGAUAAAAUGCAAGACAAUUUCCAACUUCCUAAUUAACAUUGUUUAAAACAAGUCUCAAAAAUACGAUAAAUUAAUCUAGUCAUUAUGUUAAAGUUUGUUAGUGAACAUUGUUAUUUUAUUUAUUGAAGUGAGUUCCUUCUACAUUAGGACUAAUAAUUUAUUAUCUAUCAUACGCGGUCUCUGCCUUACUUCUUGUUUGGUUAAAUACGAGAGACAAUGUGACUAUUUAAGUAAAAAUAA